Molecule: messenger RNA, 630 nt
Organism: Filobasidium floriforme
Lineage: Eukaryota; Fungi; Basidiomycota; Tremellomycetes; Filobasidiales; Filobasidiaceae
Exons: 3
Coding region: 1-630 (209 amino acids)
Source: RefSeq, a predicted model, not a curated record
AUGGAUGACGAUCGCCUAUUCUUUUUACGAUGUCGUCUUGACAAGGAGGUCAUCGUGCGACGAAGGCUAUUGUUAUUGAGCCCUGUAUUCAGGGAUAUGUUGAUCGUCGGUGAUGCCCCGAGCGAUAUCCCUGAUGGACGACCAUCGAAGAGGCGACGCAUCGAACCUACUCAAGAUAAUACUAUUCCUCUGGACGACGAUUUCGGGCCUUUAAACUUCCUUUUCAAGUUGCUCGACGGUUCCUUGGGUCUACUGAAGGACUACAAUAGACACCAUAUCAUGGGGGUCAAAUCGCUCGCCGACAAAUAUGAGUUGCCCUUGGUAACCCGGCUGCUUGGCGAGCGGUUGUGGCAGGAAGUCGCCGAAGGAACCUACUAUCCGAUUUGGGCUUACGCAAUCGCGAUGCGUAUGCAACGGCGAGCACUCGCUCGAUACGCAUUGCGUUGUAUGCCCAAAAACACGCGACGGCCGCACAAAUGGAGCUUGAGUACAGCGCAGAUCGUAGGCGUAGAUGCUUGGCACUGUGUGAUCAAUGCCGCCAACGGUUGCGAAACUUUUUCCUGGGAGAAGGUUUCUGAAUGUCUGGAAUUUCCCCCAUCGUGGACCGUCGACACUCCGGGAGAUGCGUAA